AUGGCGCCCCGAACGUCCCGGUCACUCGCGUCCGCGGCUCCCGAUCCCCAGAUACACGAACCCACCGAUGACGGGAUGAGCCUCGACGUGCCAGAACAGCUUCUGACGCCUGAAAACAGUCGCUCGGAGACCUCCAGCAACAAUGAGAUCGCGUUGGCCGACGAAAAACCCGCAGGACGGAGGAGGUCAACCCGGGUCGCACGCGCAUCUUUGCGGCCUGGCGAGCCACUCGACGACACACCCGAGAAGGAGGAGCCCGCGGCCUCGUCCAGCGAGGCUUAUGUCGACAGUCUGGCCAAAGCGAAACGUUCACACUCAUCUCUCCGCCACAGUAUUGCGGUAAUGGAAAAUUCCAUGUGGACGCCCGACAACGAAGAAGCCGCGGCGGAUGACCAUCCAAUGGCCCCCGAUACCCCGGUGUCCAAGUCUUCACAGGAUAUUCCGUCUGAAGAUAUGAACACGUCACUACAGCAACGAACUUUACGAAAUCGGGUGGAAAAGGCUUUGGCUGAAGAUGAGCAGAAACCCGCGAAGGCAACUCCAUCUCGAACCGCUUCUCGCAAAUCUCUACGCCGUUCGGGUCGCAUUGGUCUUCUGGAUAAGGCCACCGAUAUCGUCGAGCGGGCCAGCAGUAUUCUAGGGAAGCGUACAAGAGGAUUACUCGACAAGGAGCCUGGUCGCCGUGCUAGCUUGCGACCACGCAAUAUCGCCCCGUCGGCCGAAGAGACGAAAGAACCCGUUCCCAAGAAACGCCGGGUUUCGGAAAGUGAUUUGUCUAAACUGGUAAAAGAGGCGGAGCCGGAAGAGUCUUCAGCGCCAGUGCCAGCUUCUCCACGGCCUAAGCGCAAGAUCUGGCUUUCUCACGGACUCUACACCGGUCAGCAACCCUCAGACUCGCCGCCUAAGCAACGCCGCAGUAAGAAUUCGAAAAAGACAGGCACCGGUCCCAUGCAGCGUACUGUUCUUCCUAUGCCAAUGUUCAAGGGCGCCCGACUUUUAAAGAACGGACGUGACUACCAGUUACCAUUUGACAUCUUCUCGCCGCUCCCACUCGGCCAACCCAAGCCGGAUGAGUGGCGCAAGACCAACAAGAACGUCUUCGUCGGUGACGCCGGGAGUUUCUGGAAGGCAAACAAGAACCUUGAACUCUCGCUCUGCAUGUGUGAAGAAGACACUGGCUGCGACGAAAACUGCCAGAAUCGUUACAUGUUUUACGAGUGCGACAACGGCAACUGCCGGCUGGGUCCCGAGUGCGGCAAUCGAAACUUCGAGGGCCUCAAGCACCGGACCAAGGCCGGUGGCAAGUAUAAUAUCGGUGUGGAGGUCAUCAAGACGGCAGAUCGCGGGUAUGGUGUCCGCAGCAACCGCUCUUUCGAGCCCAACCAGAUCAUUGUGGAGUAUACUGGUGAGAUCCUCACCCAGCUUGAAUGUGAGAAGAGGAUGAGAUCGGUUUACAAGAACAACGACUGUUAUUAUCUGAUGUACUUUGACCAAAACAUGAUCAUUGAUGCUACUCGUGGAUCAAUUGCCCGCUUUGUCAACCACGCCUGUGAGCCCAAUUGUCGUAUGGAAAAGUGGACCGUUGCGGGCAAGCCACGCAUGGCUCUCUUCGCAGGAGAUCGUGGGGUGUCCACGGGAGAGGAAUUGAGUUAUGACUACAACUUUGAUCCAUAUUCCAACAAGAACGUGCAACAAUGCCGCUGUGGAUCGGCUAAUUGCCGAGGUUUCCUGGGUCCGCGUCUCAAGGAUAAGCAACAACGUGCCAAAGAACUCGAGAAGCGCAAGGCCGAGGAGAGCCCCAAGAAGAGCAAUGGAAAAAAGCGCAAGGCUUCAGAGUCUGACUCGGAUAGCUCUGAUUCCGAUUCCGAUUCCGAUGUGCCCGUCCAGCCCAAGAAGCGCAAGAUCACCGCUAAAUCUAUCAAGGCUGGAGUUAAAAAGGCAGUUGCAACCGUUCGUGGCAAGAAGAUUACCAAGAAAACAACCACUGCCAAGACCACUGUCAAACUGCCAGCGGUCAAGACUACAGGCCGAGUCAAGGCUGCUCGAGCUAAACCAGCCAAGACCGUCAAGUCGAAGCCCACCAAGCCCAUCAAGCCGACAAAGACAACGCCGACCAAGGCAAAGCCAGCUAAGCUAACAAAGGCCGCGCCUUCUCCCACCAAGACCAAAUCCCAAUCCCAGUUGAAACGACCAUCCGCCGAGACCAAGAAGAAGAUCCUGGCUGCCGCUUCCAAGGGCUCUGGGGCUUCUCCUCGGAAACCUGCUGCACGAAAAGCCCCAACCAAGAGUCCCGUCAAGGCCAAGAUGCCCCCCCUCUAA
Penicillium brevicompactum is the source of this 2319-nucleotide messenger RNA. Its product is annotated as putative histone-lysine N-methyltransferase (Ash1). Lineage: Eukaryota; Fungi; Ascomycota; Eurotiomycetes; Eurotiales; Aspergillaceae. The transcript has 4 exons. Gene Ontology annotation, cellular component: nucleus; chromatin. Gene Ontology annotation, biological process: regulation of DNA-templated transcription. Gene Ontology annotation, molecular function: histone H3K36 methyltransferase activity; protein binding. Bases 1 to 2319 code for a protein of 772 amino acids. The record is from RefSeq and is a predicted model, not a curated record.